Molecule: messenger RNA, 1054 nt
Organism: Meloidogyne enterolobii
Lineage: Eukaryota; Metazoa; Nematoda; Chromadorea; Rhabditida; Meloidogynidae
Source: the annotation of a GenBank genome assembly
UGGAUUUUUAUUCUCAAAUUUCUUUAAAUAAUGACGAUAAUAACCACCAAAACCAAAGACAAUUACAACAACAACAUUUUUCAGAUAAUUUAAUUCCCCCCUCAGAAUGGCCAGUUAAAUUAGUUAAUGCUAAUGUAUGGCCUCAUUUUCUUUGGAGAAAACAUCCAAUCCCAAACAAUAAUCAAUGCCUUCCAAUUCAAGUGAAACUAAAAAAAUAAAAAUAAAAACAAAUAAUGUUUUAAAGUCAAGUUUUCCUGAAAUGGUUGACCUUUUGCCUGUACAAUUAAUUUUUUCUUUUUUGUAUUUAAUCAUUUGGUUAGCUGCCAUUCUUGGCAAUGUUUCUGUUUUGUAUGUUGUUUCCCUUAAACAAGUUCAACUUUCCUCAGUUCGUUCAGUAUUUAUUUGCAGUUUGGCAGCCUCGGAUAUUUUAAUGUCAAUGACUAGUCUUCCAAUAACUGCAGUUUCAAUAUUUACUAGGGAUUGGGUUUUCCCAACAUUUUUUUGUAAAUUAAUGGGAAUAUUUCAGGGAGGUGCUGUUUUUGUUUCAAGUUUUACAUUAACUGCAAUUGCUGUAGAUCGUUAUAUUCUUAUUAAGCAUCCAACUAAACAAAAAAUUAAAUUUCGAACGGCACUUUCAAUAGUAGCUUCACUUUGGGUUCUUGGUUACGCCUGUGCAAUGCCUGUUGGUAUAUUUUCUUCUACAGUUGAAUAUUCCCCUUUCUGUGGUCAAUUUUGUGAAGAAAAUUGGCCAGACACAGAUACACAAUCGGGCAGAAGUCGUUUAAGAAAAUUUUAUGGAAUUUUAGUUUUAAUUGUUCAAUUUGGAUUGCCUGUAUUAAUUUCAACUUUGUGUUAUUGGCAAAUUGGCCAAUUAAUUCGCCUUCAAAUGCGUCGAAGAAGUGAAAGGCAAAUGGUUAUUUUACAGGAAAGUAAGGAUAGAAUGAAGAGUCAAAAAAGUAAAACAAAUUUAAUGAUGGCCACUAUGGUAAGGGAAAAAAGAAAUUUAGGUACUUUUCCGUUAUUCGACCGCAAACUUAGUGUUAGCCGACUUUGA